Messenger RNA from Peronospora matthiolae, 1434 nucleotides. The record is from the annotation of a GenBank genome assembly. NCBI's taxonomy places the organism in Eukaryota, Oomycota, Peronosporomycetes, Peronosporales, Peronosporaceae.
AUGUCCUCAGUCGUGACUGUCUCAUGUCUAACGUCGCAAUACUUGGACGUGAAUACGGGCCAGUGCAUAGGGUACUCAAGUCCAGGUGAAAAGGCUCAAACGGACUAUGACCAAGAAGUGGAUUCAGGGAACACGGCGUGGAUGAUAACCUCCAGUGCGCUCGUGAUGAUCAUGACUCCAGGUGUUGCCUUUUUCUACGCGGGUCUUGCAGGUGAAGAGAUGGCGUCCAAUACGAUCAUGAUGUCGUUUGUGAGUAUGGCCCUGGUGUCGAUCCAGUUUUGGGCUUUCGGGUACUCUGUCGCUUUCAGCUCGAAUGGUGUUUUUAGCUGGAUCGGGUACAACAAUGUGGGGCAAACGCCAAGUGGCACGUACGGGACCAAGAUCCCACACAUUCUGUUCGCCUUCUUCCAGACUCAAUUCGCCAUGAUCAGUCCAGCGCUCCUCAGUGGAGGCAUUGUCGGGCGCAUGAAAUACGGAUCCUAUCUGCUCUUUAUUCUACUCUGGACGUCACUGGUUUACGACCCAUUGGCCCACUGGAUGUGGUCAUUGCAACUCGAUAGUUCCUGGACGGUCACGGCGAUGGGAUGGGAGGCGAAAAUGGGAUCGCUCGACUUUGCUGGUGGUACGGUGAUUCACAUUUCUAGUGGAUUCGGAGCACUCGCUGCUGCGAUGAUGGUCGGAAAGCGAUACAACCAUGAUGAACCUGUGAAGCCACAUAAUGUGCCGCUGGUGAUGAUUGGCGCGACAUUUCUGUGGUUUGGCUGGUUUGGCUUCAAUGCUGGGUCGCAGGGUGCUGCAGAUGGCAUUGCUGCUACUGCUGCUAUCAACACACACCUUGCUUCAAGUGCAGGCUUCUUGACGUGGGUAGGCCUUGAGUUUGCCAUGUACAAGAAGUUUGACCCGUGUGGAGCUGCAAGUGGCGCUGUAGCUGGCUUGGUUGCUAUUACUCCGGCUUGUGGGUACGUCUACCCAUGGGUAUCGGUGAUAUUUGGCGCGGCAGGUGCUGCAACGGGGUUUGGAGCCAUUCGGAUGAAGAAGUACCUGCGGUACGAUGACACCCUGGACUCGUUUGCGAUCCAUGGUUGCGUUGGAGUACUGGGUGGUCUCAUGACGGGUUUAUUCGCGACGUCGGACGUAAACCCGAAUAUCAAGGGCGGUGCUUUCUACGGCAACGGUGUUCAGUUCGUGCACCAGCUAGUCUCGCAGUGCGUGGCUGCUGCCUACUCUUUCAUCAUGACGAUGAUGAUUUUGUACAUGUUAAAGAUCACGAUCGGUCUUCGCGUGGACGAAGACAAAGAGGUGAACGGUAUCGAUCUCACGUACCAUGGCGGUGCUGCCUACGACUACAGACCACAGGAUUAUGCUGCGAAGAGCACGAGACGACCCUCGAGCGAGUUUGCUUUGAUGGUUGCGCCAAACCUAGCGCCAUUGUAA